Colletotrichum gloeosporioides is the source of this 1155-nucleotide messenger RNA. RefSeq lists its product as uncharacterized. NCBI's taxonomy places the organism in Eukaryota, Fungi, Ascomycota, Sordariomycetes, Glomerellales, Glomerellaceae. Gene Ontology annotation, molecular function: zinc ion binding; ubiquitin protein ligase activity; ubiquitin conjugating enzyme binding. The transcript has 2 exons. Gene Ontology annotation, biological process: ubiquitin-dependent protein catabolic process; protein polyubiquitination; positive regulation of proteasomal ubiquitin-dependent protein catabolic process. Gene Ontology annotation, cellular component: cytoplasm; ubiquitin ligase complex. Bases 1 to 1155 code for a protein of 384 amino acids. The record is from RefSeq and is a predicted model, not a curated record.
AUGUCUGCCUUCCUCGAUGACAUGGACGAAGCGACGCUGCAGCUGGUUGUCCAGAUGCAACAGGAAGACAUCAGAGAACUGCAGGACCAAAGCAAGGGCAAAGCUAAAGAAACCGAUCGGUCUGACGCAGACGUGGCUUUCGACACGUACCAAGCCGAGCUUGCGUCCUUCCGGACCUUCGCCGCGGACCGCGCCUUGAGUAGACGUAUCGCUCACCAGGAAGGCACCCACCCAAGAGUUACAACCAUCACAGCUCCGACAGAGCAGCAGGCACUACCGGAAACAAGCAACCUAAGUACUUCGCAGCCAGCUGAGAGCUCCGGUGCCGAGGAGAUCAUCGCGGAUGAGAUCGUCGCCGAUGAGAUCAUCGCCGAUGAGAUCGUCGCCGAGGAGAUCCUCGUCGCAGAUGCUGUCCAGAAAGUCUGCAACACCAACAUUUCCGGCAAUGAUUCUAUCGUUGACAUGCCCGAGUCUUCCUCCUGGGGUGCGUCUAGAGAAACUUCGAAGCGCACAAGGUCAAAAAGUCCAGACCAGCCGGAGACCCUGUCCUGCAUUUCUUGCACCAAGGAGUAUGACCCGAGCAACUUUUACCUCGCUUCAUGUGGCCACCUUUACUGCGCGACUUGUUUGCAGAAACUAUUUCAGCUGUCUCUGGUAGAUGAGAGUCUUUUUCCGCCCCGAUGCUGCCGAAAACCCAUCCCCGUGGAUCAGGUACAGCACGCCAUACCCAAGCAGCUCAUGCAGGAAUUCGUCGCCAAGGAGAUCGAGUUUUCGACAGUCAACAGAACCUACUGUCACCAGCCUCAGUGCUCGGCGUUCAUCCCUCCUACUAGCAUUGAAGGAGACAUCGCCACCUGUUCUGCCUGUCAAGCAAAGACGUGCGUGUUGUGCAAGAGCAUGGAGCACGACCACGACGACGUAUGCAAGGAAGAUACGGCGACGCAAGAAGUUCUGAAGCUGGCUGCUGAGAAGAAGUGGCCAAGAUGCAACAAGUGCCGGGCAAUCGUUGAACUGAACCUUGCCGUUGUGGAGGACAGUUUUGUUAUCUCUGCGAAGCACCUUGGAAGACCUGCACUUGUCGCCAAUGGGACGAGCCGAGGCUUUUCGCUGCCGCCGAACAACGAGUCAACAGAGCGCCGAACGCCCGGAACAUGA